CGAUGAGCGACAAUUGAUUCGAUGAGCGAUGUUGCUCAUUAUUCCAAGCUCUGCGCGGCACGCCUUGAGGAUUCAGAGUCUUAGGUAUCUACGAAAACCAUCAUGGGCUGGUCCGGGUUAUUACCAGACUUCCCAGGCCCCUCGCAGAUGCUUCCAUGAAGGAGGGCGAAACAGGGCCGUGGAGGAAGCGGCAGCAGAGGAGGGGAGACCUGGCUUCUGGGGAGAAUACAAACGCUCAUUCAAUAUCCCAAGACCCAACUUCGAACCCGGCAAACAGGUCCCUCUCAAUCUAAUCGGCAAGGAAGUCACAGCCGUUGGGUUUCUCGGGAAGAGGAAGAAUUUUGGUUCUAAUAUAUGUUUUUCUACCUUGUUUGGGCCCGAUGGUGAAAAGAUCCAAUUACUUGCACGGUCUGAAGACAAUGAAGAAGCCAAUAGAGCUUUACGAACCAUUCCACAAGAGAGCGCAGUCAGUGUAACUGGGAUUUUGCAUUUGAAACAUGACGCCAAAAAUCCGAAGAUAUCAUCCGAAAAGGCGGAAGAAGGCAUGGCCUUCACAACUCAAGUCGAGAUACGUCUGCAGAAUGUCACAUGUAUCAAUGCUUUCCCCAAAAACAUUCACGUCAACACCAACACUGCCAAGCAUAGGCAUCUGCAGAUUCGUUUUGACCCCACGCUCAAGGAAAGGCUGCAAUUUAGGUCAAAAGUAGCUGCUUUUGCUAGACGAGAGUUGGCAGAUUUCACAGAAAUUGAGACCCCAAUUCUGUUCAAAUCGACACCCGAAGGAGCAAGAGAGUUUAUUGUUCCUACGAGAAGAAGAGGUUAUGCAUACAGCUUACCUCAAAGUCCGCAGCAAUACAAGCAGAUUCUGAUGGCUAGUGGAAUCCACAAAUACGUACAAUUUGCUAGAUGCUUUAGAGAUGAAGACCACCGAGCGGAUCGACAGCCGGAAUUUACCCAAAUCGAUCUCGAGAUGGCGUGGGCGGAUGGAGAAGAUGUUAUGCAGCGGGUCGAGAAAUUCAUGAAGGCUCUCUGGCAAGAAUUUAUGGGGUUGAGUAAUAUCCCUACUUUCAGACGGAUGGGAUACCAUGAAGCUAUGUCAAAGUACGGUUCUGACAAACCUGAUCUGCGUAUCCCAGGCUUGAUCCAUCGAAUCGAUCAUAUUCUUCCUGCAAGCCUUCGCGGUAUGCUCACUUCCAUAGAGAAUCCUAUUGUGGAGGCAUGGAAAGUCAGAUUAGACUCUGGCUCUAAAAUCUCCAAGAAAUUCGUUACUGGUUUCAUGGAUUCUGCAGAGGCGGCGGAAUUUAGAAAUAACCCAGACGGUGCGCCAGGGGUAUUCAUAUUCGAUCCUAGAAAACCCCUCGAAGGAUUACAUGCAUUCGGUUUCGAAGCAGCCGAACAACUGCAAGCUUUGUAUGCUGAUGCAGCAGCUUCACCAGAAGCAACUGAUUCCCAGUUUGAGGAAGGCGAUGUGCUAUUUAUUCAAGCUCGUGAGAAUGUGCCUCACACCGGAGGCUCUACCAUGUUAGGAAGGCUUCGUCUCGCUUUUUUCAAUGCUGCACGUUCCGAAGGUCAAGUUACGGGCGAUCUGCGUGACCAGUUUCUCUGGGUCACGGACUUCCCCAUGUUUACCCUCAACGACGGCGAUGGACCAGGCCAAGAAGGACAUUCUGGGUUUUCAGCAACACAUCACCCAUUCACAGCGCCUAAGUCUGCCGCUGAUGUCGAUCUGCUGUUGACCGAUCCGUUGAGUGCGAUAGCAGAUCAUUAUGAUCUUGUUCUAAACGGAGUAGAGCUUGGUGGAGGAAGUCGGCGUAUCCACAGUGCUGAGAUGCAGCAAUUUAUUAUGAGAGAUAUCUUGAAGAUGGAACCUAAACGCAUGGAUUCCUUUUCUCACCUCUUCGAAGCUCUUCGGGCAGGCUGCCCUCCUCAUGCCGGCCUCGCGAUAGGAUUUGAUCGCCUUAUUGCGGUCAUGUCUCGCCGAGAGAGUGUUCGGGAUGUCAUUGCAUUCCCAAAAGACAAAUUGGGUAACGACCUUCUGGUAAAUUCCCCGAGCCGAUUGACGAGCCGACAACUGUUCGACUAUCACAUUAAAAUAAGGUCGGAGAAGGAAGUGAAUGAGGAAAAUGAGGCUCGUGACAAGAUCUUUAACCUUGGUGUUAAUAGGCUUCUUGAGACUUUGAAAGGCGUCCAAUGGAUGAAAGCGUCGGACAACCUCUUAUAUCCUGUCUCGAAGGACAACGAAAAUCCAGAUCGGCCCUGUCACGCUGAAGAGAUAUCAAGAGUUCUGAACCAGCUCGACUCGAAGGUGAAGGAUUUGAGACCGCAGGGCGCAGAAAUCACUGCAGAGGACCUAGAUUGGAGAACAGAGUAUCCGGCUGAAGUAAAGAGAACUAAACAGGUCCUAGAGCAGAUGGAUUCAUUGAUGGAAAAAUUGGAGCAUAUCAAGGAAGGCUGCAUUGCCUCGGUCGAAACUCGAACGGAACUGAAAGAGAUAUUAUCUUUCGUGGAGUUCUUGGAGCUUCGCUUUCAGAUCCUGCAAAAAUGGCCAUAUCCGGAAUUAUUGUCCGAUAUUGAGAAUGUCAUUCGUGAUGUCUCUCGGAUAUUGACAGGGGAUGAAUGAUAGCGUGACAGCUGGUUCCAGCAACCUGUCAAUUUCGGCCACUACAGCAACCGGUUCGACGACCGUUACUUGGUCUGAGACCGGUUCUGCUGCCACUACCAACAACAGGACCGAACUAGCGACUAUCAGUAGCACGAUAUGUGCGGCGGGGUAUGUAAUAUUUUGUACGAUAUCAAGUUGAUGUACAGCAUAUGGUGGGAGUCAGGUCUGUCAGCAUUUUCGCGGUGUUACUAUAUUGUACAUAUCUACAUAUCUCUACUUCACACGGGAUUGCAUCAAUCAAUAGCCCUAGUUGGC
Molecule: messenger RNA, 2917 nt
Organism: Amorphotheca resinae ATCC 22711
Lineage: Eukaryota; Fungi; Ascomycota; Leotiomycetes; Helotiales; Amorphothecaceae
Exons: 5
Coding region: 29-2620 (863 amino acids)
Biological process (GO): aspartyl-tRNA aminoacylation
Cellular component (GO): cytoplasm; mitochondrion
Molecular function (GO): aspartate-tRNA ligase activity; ATP binding
Source: RefSeq, a predicted model, not a curated record